AUGGACUCGACCUCGACUCCGGCAUCAAGCUCUCCCGCUCCAGCACUCUCCGAGGACAUUCUGACACUUCCAAACGUUCUCACGAUCUUGCGAUUAGCUUCCACUCCCUUACUGGGUUAUCUCGUCGUUCAGGGUCACAUGGAGCAUGCGUGCGUGCUGCUGUUCGUAUCUGGCCUGACGGACGUGCUGGAUGGCUGGAUAGCAAGGGCAAGAGGAAGCUAUACAGUCUUUGGAAGCAUUGCUGAUCCUGCUGCGGACAAGGCGCUCAUGACCGUCAUGGUGUUGGCUCUAGCGUACCGCGGUCUAUUACCUGCUUCUCUCGUCGCAUUGAUUCUAGGUCGAGACAUUGCGCUGGUCAUCAGCGCUUUCUUUGUCCGGUACAGAACGCUUCCAGAACCAAAGACUUUUUCGCGCUACUUCAAUCCUCGCUUGCCCUCCGCCACAGUCACACCGACGCAACUUUCAAAGUACAACACCUUUCUUCAGCUAUUACUGGUGGGCGGGGCGACGCUCUUGCCCAUCACUCCCGAGUGGUUUCAAGAAGCCUCGCAGACGCCUUGGAACAUGUACAUGGCGCUCGUCGCCAUCACCACGGUAUGGAGCGGCUUGGGCUACUUGGGAGGCGGUGGAUCUGCUAAAUUUCUUGGCAACAAGGCGAGGGAAGUCGCUGCUAAGCGGUUCAAGGGCAGCAAGCAGGAUAAGUCGUGA
This is a messenger RNA of Ceraceosorus guamensis, 708 nucleotides long. RefSeq lists its product as hypothetical. The transcript has 2 exons. Gene Ontology annotation, biological process: cardiolipin biosynthetic process. NCBI's taxonomy places the organism in Eukaryota, Fungi, Basidiomycota, Exobasidiomycetes, Ceraceosorales, Ceraceosoraceae. Gene Ontology annotation, molecular function: cardiolipin synthase activity. Bases 1 to 708 code for a protein of 235 amino acids. The record is from RefSeq and is a predicted model, not a curated record. Gene Ontology annotation, cellular component: mitochondrion; membrane.